AUGAUUGCUGAAAUCCAUUCUCUUGCUGAGUACGAAGCUGAGCUGGCUAAGCCAGGUCUUGCCGUCUUGGACUUUUACGCUCCUCAUUGUGGCCCUUGUCAUACCAGAGCAGCGUACGCUUCUACAAGGUAUACUGCCUCGAUGUUCUUGUGUAUGCCAGUGCUAAUGCAGGUCCUACAGGUCAACGGUGUCGACGAAGAGGGAGCGGAAGUGCAGAAGAAAGCAGAAGUCACUUGGUGGCCAACAUUGGUGGUGUACAAAGAUGGCAAAGAGAUCUGGCGAGACCGAGUGCCAAACCCUCCCUCUAGGAAGCCGCUGGAGUCAUUGGAGUAUUACCUGAAGACCGUGGUUGCUUGA
Aspergillus oryzae RIB40 is the source of this 357-nucleotide messenger RNA. RefSeq names its product thioredoxin family protein. Bases 1 to 357 code for a protein of 118 amino acids. NCBI's taxonomy places the organism in Eukaryota, Fungi, Ascomycota, Eurotiomycetes, Eurotiales, Aspergillaceae. The transcript is spliced from 2 exons. The record is from RefSeq and is a predicted model, not a curated record.